This is a messenger RNA of Sipha flava (yellow sugarcane aphid), 1595 nucleotides long. RefSeq names its product coiled-coil domain-containing protein 47. The record is from RefSeq and is a predicted model, not a curated record. Gene Ontology annotation, molecular function: calcium ion binding. Gene Ontology annotation, biological process: endoplasmic reticulum calcium ion homeostasis. The transcript is spliced from 7 exons. The coding region runs from base 101 to 1450 and encodes 449 amino acids. Lineage: Eukaryota; Metazoa; Arthropoda; Insecta; Hemiptera; Aphididae. Gene Ontology annotation, cellular component: endoplasmic reticulum.
GAUAAGUGCCGAUUUCGUUUAAUAAAUUGAUCAAUUUUUGGUCGACAAUUUUUUUUGUUAAUUUUGUUAGUUUUCCGUUUUUAGCUUUAAGUAGUUUAAAAUGAAGUACUUUCUAGUCAUAUCGUUAUCGUUAUUGGUAUGUUUAUCUAAUUGUAAGAUUGAAAUUGAAGAAGUUGAUGAGUUUGAAGAGUUUGAGGAACUGCCCAGAACUGAUGCUGAUCUGAAAACUAAGGAAGAACCUUCUCCUGUUGCCGAUAAGGCUGAAUCCGAAAUCACUGUUGAAGAUGAUGAUGAAUUUGAACAUUUCAAUGAUGAAGAGGAAUUUGAGGGUUUCGAUACUGAAAGAUUACAUGUUGAAGACAAGGAUCCUAAAAUAACCAUUGCAUCAGUACCAGUACCUUUUCCUAUCAAAUGGUCAAAUUACAUUAUGGAAUCAUUGUUGAUUGUGGGAAUUGUUACAUAUUUUAUCAACUUUUUUUACGGCCGAUCAAAAAAUGCUCAAUUAGCAGAUAUAUGGUUCAAAACUCACAAAUCGUUAUUAGAAGAUAAUUUCUCUUUAGUUGGAGAUGAUGGUAAAAUUGAAAUAGAAAACAGUGGUUUAAUCAAAGAAACUGAAAGUACUUAUACCUUGUGGUGUAGUGGCCGUACGUGCUGUGAAGGAAUGUUGGUUGAAUUAAAAUUUAUUAAGAGGCAAGAUUUAGCUUCAAUGUUGAACCAAUUUUUGCGUCCUGCAAAGGAUGAAGUACACAUUAAAGUUGACAUGAACAAAGAAGAUAUGGAUACAUUUGUAUUUUGUGUGGCGUCUAAAAAAACAGCAGCUCGCUGUUCAAAAGAAAUGGCUGAUCUUAGUGUAUUCUGUCCAGAGCGUAAACCUGGAGCCAAUUAUGGUUUAAUGGAUAGUUUUAGUGUACAUAGUGAAUUAGGAGAGGUAUCUUCAACUAUUUUAGAUGCAAAGACUGUCAACUAUAUUAACAAAUAUACAGAUGUUAUAGAUUGUUUACAUUUUUCCGAUAGAUAUUCAGGACUUAAAUUAACUGAUGAAACAACUGUUCCCACUAAACUACCAGCAGUCAAAAAAGUAUUAAUGUUUACAUUUACUAUUCCUACUGAUAAAUAUGCUGAUCCUCAAGAAGCUAUUAGUUCCAUUUAUCCUCUAAUGUCCUUUGUAUUUCAAUGUAUGGAACGUAUUAAACGGUUAAGAAUUAGUAAAGAGGCUAAGAUUAAAGCAGAAAAAAACAGAUUACGUGUAGAAGAAGCAUUUUUAAAGACAACGCAUGCAGCUAGAGCUGAAGCUGCUGCUGCAAGAAAAGAAGAAAAGAAAAGACUAGAAAAAGAACGAAUUUUAAAAGAGGAUCCAGAGAAACAACGCAAGUGGGAAGAGAAAGAGAUGAAGCGUCAACAAAGGAAAAAGGCUCCAAGAAUGAAACAAUUAAAAGUGAAGUCUAUGUAAAAAAAAUGUGACAGUACAUUUUUAGUUUUUGAUGUUUUCAUCAUUUGUUUUUGGUUUAAUUGAUUGGUAGUUGACUUUUUUUUUAUUACAUUUUUCAUAUUUGUUUAUUAUUUGUUUUUUUAAUAUAAUUAUUUUAUAUUUAUGU